AUGCCCGUCGCUUUUCACAGUUGUAAGGGUGGGCCCCGUAAGUACAGUAAAAUGUACAAGGUGCCUCGCCGUCCGUUUGAGAGCCCUCGUCUCGAUGCCGAGUUGAAGCUCUGCGGCGAGUACGGUCUUAAGAACAAGACAGAGAUUUGGCGCAUUGCCCUGACGCUCUCCAAGAUCCGUCGUGCUGCGCGUGAGCUGCUCAAGCUUGAGGAGAAGAACCCUAAGCGUCUCUUUGAGGGCAACGCCAUUAUUCGUCGUCUCAUCCGCAUUGGUGUGCUUGACGAGUCCCGCAUGAAGCUUGAUUACGUGUUGGCUCUUCGGUUGGAGGACUUCCUUGAACGCCGUCUCCAGACCCAGGUGUACCGCUCUGGUCUUGCCAAGAGUGUUCACCAAGCCCGUGUGCUUAUUGCCCAGCGUCACAUCCGUGUCGGUAAGCAGAUUGUUACUGCGCCGGGCUUUAUUGUCCGUCUUGAAUCGCAGAAGCACAUUGACUUCACGCUCAAGUCUCCCUAUGCUGGUGGUCGCCCUGGCCGCGUUAAGCGUAAGCGCCAAGCUUCUGCCGCCGCCGCCGAGGGUGGUGACGAAGAGGGUGGUGACGAGGAGGAGGAGUAA
Molecule: messenger RNA, 612 nt
Organism: Malassezia vespertilionis
Lineage: Eukaryota; Fungi; Basidiomycota; Malasseziomycetes; Malasseziales; Malasseziaceae
Exons: 1
Coding region: 1-612 (203 amino acids)
Biological process (GO): positive regulation of translational fidelity; translation
Cellular component (GO): cytosolic small ribosomal subunit
Molecular function (GO): structural constituent of ribosome; rRNA binding
Source: RefSeq, a predicted model, not a curated record